CGCAUUUCUUUUUUAAGUUGUGUUUUGAUGCAAAAUGCAUAGUACAUGUUUUCACUUAAAACUUCAGGCCAGGGGUUGUCAGUCCACCCCUUGGCUAUACCCCCAGUCUCCCCUUAGAAUGUUAGCAUCUUAGCAGAACUUAAAGAUCAUUUACUGUAUACGAACCAGGAAACUGAAGGUCCAAGGAGACUUGUGCUGAGCCAAGGUCCUUCUGCUUCAUUGCAUUAGAUUUAUAUCAGAGCGAGGAAAGGAGACUAAUGUUUAUUGCCUGCCAGAUAAGAGACAGGUACUCUGUCAUCUAAGCUGAUCCCAUUUUAUGAAUGGACAAACAGAGGCACAGAGAAGCGUGUGGUUUGGGUGGGUCAUGCAGUUGCUAAGACUCGGAUGGUGGUGUCCUCUGCUUCCCAGCCAGUGCCUCUGUGGUGCUGUGGACCCGCUCCCAGGACGCACAGGGCCCUCCUCCUCAGCUGUGGACAUGAACGUGUAGAGCAGGCUCUGCAACAUUGAUGUUUGUAGCGUUGCAGCUCAAUGGGUCACCACAUCUCCAGUGGACCAGUGUGUUCCAGCUUUCAGCCGAUGGAUGUUCUCAGGUUGACCUUGUCUCCAUGGGAGGCACUUGGCCCUGCUGAAAGCCCGUGUGCUUGGGUGGGUCUCUUGGGCUUUGGUAACAAACCAAAUUGAAAUCUCAGUUUUUAUGGGCCUUGAUGAAUAAUUAAUGUUGCAAACGAUGAAAAAAUUAGCCCUCAAAGUACAUUUUAAGUUACUUCAUUGGAACCAUUCACCAACUGGCAGCAAAGCUUAUUUGCAGACAGAGUUGUGCUGGGGCCGUGGCUCCAGUUGCAAUUAUGGGUGUGGAUGUAAUAUGUCCAAAGCAGGUCUCCGGACACGGGAACAGUGGUAGCCUGUACCGGAGAAUAAUUUCCUUUCAUGGGACAAGGAGAGAAGAGAUCCGGUGAGUAGGGCAGGGGUGAAAGACAGGGUGGAGGCAAGUCCUGGACUAAUGAGGAACGUGGCCCAGACACUGCUAGACUCUGAGGUUUCCUCAGAGACACAUCCUGGCAUUCACUUAUUCCUUCAGUGACUGUUCCCUGAGCAGCUGAGCAGGUACUGGGACAGGCUCCAGGCAAGCAAAGCUGACUCAGGCAUCAUCCCAGGAACCUGACUGAGGAAAGAGGGACGUGACCUAGUGAUGAAGAAGAAAUAUAACGGGGUGGUGGUAGGCUGAGGGUCACUGGGUUGGAGGGCACCUCACAGGAGGUAACGCUCAAACUGGGCUUUGUGAGCUGGAUUGGAGUUGACCGGAAGACUGUCUCAGGCAAUAGUGCGCCAUGUGGGUGGUUCUGCAGGGGCAGGAGGGAGGCUGAGGCCGGGCAAAUCAGGGUGGCCCCCAGGGGUGCGGAUGCUUGGCCUUAUUCCGCGGGUGUGGGCCCUAGGGGAUCUUCUUGUGCAGCUGCCCCAUUAGAAGGUGCGUACGUGUAGUUGGGGGGCUUUGGUGGCUCAGUGGUAAGAUUCUCGCCUUCCCUGAGGAGACCCAGAUUCGAUUCGUGGGCAGCCCCCACCGGUCCGUCGGCGGAGGUUUGUGUGUUGCUAGGUUGCUGAACAGGUUUCAGCGGAGCCUCCAGACUCAGACAGACUAGGAAGAAAGGCCUGGUGGUCUGCUUCUGAAACCAGCCAGGGAAGACCCUGCGGGUCGCAGCUGUCUGAUUCACGAUGACUGCGGGGACGGCGCAGGGUGUUCUCUUGUGCACGAGAUCGCUUUGCGUCGGGGGCUGACUUGACGGCCGCCAACAACGAAGUGUAGUUAGAGGGUGGGCUGCAGAGACAGGGUCCCCGGGUGGGACCUGUACACAAGGCAAAGCGAGAAUCGGAAAAGGUGGUCCCGCACACCCAAAACGCCCAAAAGGUUUUACACCAGUGACAGAAACUGUGCUGUGGCUCUCUACCAGCCUUACUGGUGUUCGAGCACUCAGGUUAGCACACUCUGGGGCCUUGGUUAUGUUUUUUGAGUUUAAUUUGACGUUUAUUAAAAGCCUCCAAACAGUGCCCUCUCUGUGAAUGUCCAUUUCCAUACUCCUGUCCUAACUCUGACACACAUAAGGUCUUAUUCACAUCCACUGGCUGGUCAAAUUAGAGAACUUUUCAAAGCUGCUUUUGACUUUCUUUGUCUGACAGUGCUCCAGGGGGGGAAAAGCCUGGAAGACAAGUGUGUUAAAGAACUGGUUGUUCUCAUGAGUAUUUGAGGAGGACAGUCUGAGUCAUUGUAGCUUUAUGCUGGUAUUUUAGUAUCCGAUUUAUUUUUAAAUAGCUCUGUGCAAGGAGAGUUUCUUCCGUGGUUUCUGUUGCCAUGGCUCCAUAAUAUUUCCUCCAAUCUGCUUGUUCAUACUUUCACACACUUCAGAAUCAGAUUUACAGUUCUGAGAAUCAGAAUAUCUUACUCAUUUGUCCAAGAUGUUUCUCCAGCUGCAAUAGCAUUUUUCUCCAAAUGGGAAGAGGCAGUUGUUUGACUGACUUGCAAACGCUGGGAAAAGAGAGGAUUUGUCUACAGUUUCUGAGCAUCCGAAGUUGGCCUCUGAAUCCCAGCAUACCCUGGUGCUGCCUCAGCCUUUGAAGAAAUGUCUGUCGCUUAUGAUGACUCCGUUGGAGUAGAAGUGUCCAGUGACAGCUUCUGGGAGGUCGGGAACUACAAGCGGACGGUGAAGCGGAUUGACGAUGGCCACCGGCUAUGCAGUGACCUCAUGAACUGCCUGCAUGAGCGGGCACGCAUUGAGAAGGCCUACGCCCAGCAGCUCACUGAGUGGGCCCGGCGCUGGAGGCAGCUCGUGGACAAGGGGCCGCAGUACGGGACAGUGGAGAAGGCCUGGAUAGCCGUCAUGGCUGAGGCCGAGAGAGUAAGCGAGCUGCACCUGGAAGUGAGAGCCUCGUUGAUGAACGAGGACGUCGAGAAGAUCAAGAAUUGGCAGAAGGAGUCCUUCCACAAGCAGAUGAUGGGAGGCUUCAAGGAGACCAAGGAAGCCGAGGACGGCUUCCGGAAGGCACAGAAGCCCUGGGCCAAGAAGCUGAAAGAGGUGGAUGCAGCAAAGAAAGCCUACCACGCCGCCUGCAAAGAGGAGAAGCUGGCCAUAUCGCGGGAGAGCAACAGCAAAGCCGACCCGUCCCUCAACCCCGAGCAGCUUAAGAAAUUGCAAGACAAAGUAGAGAGAUGCAAGCAAGAUGUUCUCAGGACCAAAGAGAAGUAUGAGAAGUCCCUGAAGGAGCUGGACCAGGGCACCCCGCAGUACAUGGAGAACAUGGAGCAGGUGUUUGAACAGUGUCAGCAGUUUGAGGAGAAACGCCUGCGCUUCUUCCGGGAGGUUCUGCUGGAGGUUCAGAAGCACCUAGACCUGUCCGCUGUGGCCAGCUACAAAAAUAUUUACCAAGACCUGGAACAGAAAAUCAAAGCUGCAGACGCGGUGGAGGACCUGAGGUGGUUCAGAGCCAACCACGGGCCCGGCAUGUCCAUGAACUGGCCACAGUUUGAGGAGUGGUCCGCAGACCUGAAUCGAACGCUCAGCAGGAGAGAGAAGAAGAAGGCGGCCGACGGUGUCACCCUGACGGGCAUCAACCAAACAGGUGACCAGUCUCUGCAGAACAAGCACAGCAGCAACCUUAGUGUCCCGAGCAACCCCGCGCAGUCAGCGCAGUCACAGUCCAGCUACAACCCCUUCGAGGACGAGGACGACACAGGGAGCACCGUCAGUGAGAAGGAGGACAUUAAGGCCAAAAAUGUGAGCAGCUACGAGAAGAUCCAGACCUACCCCACGGACUGGUCAGACGAUGAGUCUAACAACCCAUUCUCCUCCAUGGAUGCCAAUGGGGACUCAAACCCAUUUGACGAGGACACCAACUCGGGGUUGGAGGUGCGGGUCCGAGCCCUUUACGACUACGAAGGGCAAGAGCAUGAUGAGCUGAGCUUCAAAGCUGGGGAUGAGCUGACCAAGAUAGAGGACGAGGAUGAGCAGGGCUGGUGCAAAGGCCGCUUGGACAACGGAGACAUUGGUCUGUACCCGGCAAACUAUGUGGAGGCAAUCCAGUGACUGGGGCCAGUGGGCAGGCUGGUGGGGGCUAGAGACGGCUGUUUGCUCCGUUAGCUGCUGGCCCGGGGCAGCGGCACCUCCAGCACCCCCAGCCAGCCGUGUGGGGCGUCCACUCCUUUUCCUGCAAAAGAGGAUGGUUCCGUUGCUCUUGGCUUCACUGUGUCCCUCGAAGGCAUACGAACUGGUCAUUUCAUCUGGGAUGUGGCCCCUUCCCACAGCGCACGGAGAGGCCUGAGCACAGGACCGAGCACAACAGAGAACUAGCCGGGCCCUCUCGCUCGCCCACCGCUGUGCUCCUUGGCUUAUCACGGAUUUGUGUUCUCUACCGUGUCUUUCCUUCUCUCCCCACACCAUUGUGGUCAUCGCUGGUUUCUCCUCCACCGACCACUCUCCGACAAGUCCCACUCCCUCCAACCUGAAUGAACAAACUCACACGCCAUUUUCUGAGUGAAGAUUUUGAGUUUUUUUUUUUUAAUUUAAAGGCUGUGUACAGUUAUACUUUUUUAUAUACCUUGUUCUUCCAUUCAUUCUUAAAUUAUGGCAUAAAUUGAUGUACACCAGUCUGGAUGAAAUGAUCUGUUUCUACGUUGUAUUGUUAAUCGCCCACGCACCGCACGGGUUAAGCUGCGGGAAACGUAGCCCAUUUAGACAGAUGAUGUUUGAGGCAAGAGGCGGAGAAAGAUGGGAACCAUCAGCUUGUGAACGCCCUUCAAGCACGGGGGGCGUCUGAGUGCAUGUCCCGGAAAUAACCUAUGCAGGACAUGUAGAAGUCGCCAUAUUUCAAAACCAUUUUCACUCUCUGCUUGCUUAAACUCGACUCUUUUGCAAAUUAACAAUUCUCUCAGUGAUUUGGAAAGUUAAAAGAAGACCAACUUCAAGCCAUUGUGUCUGUAAGAUAAAGAUGCUUUCUACUAGACUGUCAUGUCUUGUAUAUCUGUAUAUAUUAUUUGAUGUUCAGAGAAUCUAAAGAGCUUGUCUACUGUGUUAAUGAGAGUGAAUGGCUUUUGACGGUGGGUUUACCUAUUUUACGCAAAUAACGCUCACCUACAUUUGUUUGCCAACUGUGCCCUCCCCCCACAAGAUAUUUUUGUAAGCUCACUAGGCUAAAUUUUUUUACAGCCACAUGUAAAAAAAAAUUGGCAUAGCAGUGGUGCUUAUGAAAAUACCUCACCAGGGCAGGGCGCGGUUGGCAAACAUAGAAGGCAUGCAUUAUUUGCGUAAAAAUAUAAUUUGUAAACUGCUUGAAGCCCGUGACCUUGGCGCAUGAGCCUGGCUGGUGGACCAGGCUCUAAGGUGGAGAGAUCAGCUGUAGUGAAAUCCCACCCACUCCGGCCAGCAGCGAGGCCAGCAUUUAAGUAGCCUUAGCCCUUUCCGUAGCAGAACACUGUAAGAACUCCCGUGUCAUCCCAGCAGCUGCAGAUUUCACAGUCAUCGUGUUCUUUGUGAGCAAACAAAGGCCAGGUCUUGUCCACAGCACCAGGGUCUCCCAAGUGUCCUCAGUCCUGCGGGAGCUGAGGUGGGCGGCAGGAAGCUCCAUUGUGAUCACAGCAUGGGGUAGGAAGGGACCCUCUAUUUUGUGUAGCUCAGACCUGGGGAGACGACUGCCGCCAUCACAAGCUAUGCAUCGAUAGCAUUUCCAGUGAGCUUGAUGUCUUGCUUGGAAAGUGAAUGUCUGUAUGUGUUUGUCAUGAAAACUUACCAGCAGAAAUCCUCAUUCUUAUGCUACAGAUUUACCAAAAAUUGUCAAGUCUUUUAAGUUUAGGCAUUUCUUAAACGUAUAGUAUUUUAGAAAAUCAAUAAAACAGUUGAUCUCA
This is a messenger RNA of Loxodonta africana (African savanna elephant), 5887 nucleotides long. It is a transcript of the gene PACSIN2, whose product is annotated as protein kinase C and casein kinase substrate in neurons 2. The record is from RefSeq and is a predicted model, not a curated record. The transcript has 11 exons. Gene Ontology annotation, molecular function: protein binding; phospholipid binding. NCBI's taxonomy places the organism in Eukaryota, Metazoa, Chordata, Mammalia, Proboscidea, Elephantidae. Gene Ontology annotation, biological process: actin cytoskeleton organization; plasma membrane tubulation; caveola assembly. Gene Ontology annotation, cellular component: cytoplasm; endosome; plasma membrane. Bases 2613 to 4073 code for a protein of 486 amino acids.